AUGUUGACGAGGAGUGAGGCAGGGAGCCCUCAAGAAGGGAAAAGGGAUGAGAAGAAAUCACCGAAGCAAAAGAAGAGAUACGAGUGCAGCGUAGUGGGAUGUGGAAAGAGCUUUUUCCAGAAGACUCAUCUCGACAUCCACUCGCGAGCUCAUACCGGAGAUAAACCUUUUGAAUGCAGUGAAGUUGGUUGUGGUCAGAGAUUCUCGCAGCUAGGCAAUCUUAAGACCCACGAGCGAAGACACACAGGCGAGAAGCCUUAUUCGUGUGAUUAUUGCGGCAAGAAGUUUGCCCAGCGAGGGAACGUUCGGGCACACAAGAUUGUCCACGAUGGCGCGAAGCCUUUCACCUGCAAGCUGGACAACUGCCUCAAACAGUUCACUCAAUUGGGAAAUCUUAAGGUACUUUCGGCACACAUCAACAAAUUCCACUCCUCGGCCCUGCGACAAUUGACCGAGAGAUUCGCUGCUCUCCGUAAUCCGGACGAAAUUUCCCAGGCGGACCGCGAACUCUUCGAAUACUUUGCCGAGCUAUACAAGAACUCGAAUCGGGGCAUCAAGGGACGCGGCAAGGACCGCAAGAUUCAGUUGGGCUCCAAGAAGGUGCAGGCUGCAGACGGAUCCGUCGGGAAACACUCUGCCCAAGACAUGCCGAUAACUUCGCCGAACGGGUCAAGCCAUUCGAACGGCGAUCCCAGUUACGGCUUCAAUGGCGACGGCUCGCAUAUGGAUGAGGAUGAUGAUGGAUCGGUGGGAUCCCCGUACGAACAGCAACAGCAACUCCCACCUUUGCGACCUGGGAACGAGAUGGGGCAGCCGGGCUUAGGAAUGAUAUACGAUGAUCCCAUGAAUAUGCACACGCACAUCGCAAAGUACCACCUAAAUCGCAAGUUCCAGCACUGA
This is a messenger RNA of Tricharina praecox, 900 nucleotides long. RefSeq lists its product as uncharacterized. Lineage: Eukaryota; Fungi; Ascomycota; Pezizomycetes; Pezizales; Pyronemataceae. Gene Ontology annotation, biological process: regulation of transcription by RNA polymerase II. The coding region runs from base 1 to 900 and encodes 299 amino acids. Gene Ontology annotation, molecular function: DNA-binding transcription factor activity, RNA polymerase II-specific; RNA polymerase II cis-regulatory region sequence-specific DNA binding. The transcript has 4 exons. The record is from RefSeq and is a predicted model, not a curated record.